UUUCCUGUUCCUUGCCCCACAAUCUGUGUUGUACCCCUCUAUGAUUCCGCAUAAUUUGUUGGUGAUUCGUUCAUAUUCUCGUGACUUGAGUGUUGUCCGCAUUGACUUUUCACCCACAGAGAUUGAGAGGCUGUCAAACAAGAUGCGUGAAAGGAGCUCUUGUGAAUCGGCUGGUCAGUUUUCCACGAUUUCGCAUCGUCAGGACAACCCGCGCCUGCGGCUUUGGAUUUUUGUCGUUUUUGUUGUUACAAGCACUCUAGUUUCCGGGGUUUCUUCCUCCUUUGCCUCGUGGGCGAGCGCAGCCACAACACGACCUCUGUCAGGUGUGGUUUUUCCAGCCAGUGUUCUGCUCCAGCAUCCAGUCAUUCGUGUAGGUGGCGGAACUACACGGGCAAUUUCGCAGUUUCAGCAGCCACCAGCUACGGCCAUCGUAGGAUCCCAGUUUCAGGCAGGAGCUCUGAGUCAUCCGGGCAAUCCUGCCACUCUCACUUCCACCCUUCUGCGAGGAGGCGAUGUCAACCGUCCAUCUGUUGUUCUUCUGCCUCCCAACGGACAGUUGCAAACAAGCAGCAAUGCCCCGUUGUACGUCCUUGCUUCGCCGGAGCCGUCUAACCGAGCAAGACGACCCGGCCUCACCCUUAAUCAGAGAAGUUUCUAUGAUAAUCCUCCUUUUUACCCGAAAGACUUGGUCACUCCUCAGUUCGAGGAGAGACUACCGAACUCGCAGACGGUCCAAGCGGGUGACCGGAUAGCCAAGGCAGGAAACACUGCCCAAGGCCACUCCAGCCGCAAAGAUCCAAUGCUCGAGUUACAUCCUGAUGAGGAGGCGCUGAGGCAACGAACCACCUACGACCCAAGCACCUUGAGUCAAGUGCAAGGGAACCCGGUAGUUAUCACUGAGCUGGGUAUGCCCACAGUCGCAGGAAGUUUGGAGAAAGGCUUCAGAAUAGAGCUGGGUAACACAGUGACAAAAGAAACCCAUCUCGGUGCACCCACCUCCCGCUCGGCUCCAUGGGGGGCAGGGAAUGCCAGAAUGAGUGAAGCAAAACCCACCCUUGCCAGUGACACGGACGGUCGCUACGCUUUGUAUGAUCGCGAGAGCUUCUGGAGUAUAAACGGCGAAACAUCUUCUUCACACUUACGGGAGAACAUUGCCUCUGAACCCAGCUUUAUAUCGGAUCAAACCGCCAUCGGCCCUGCUCAGGAGGUAGUUUGUCCGAUACGGUUCAUCGUCCCACAGCUCUGCUUUUCUGACCUGGAUUGCCCAAUCGCUGAACCUGACCAAGAGGGCAUAUACACGUGCUCGACCAUCUCACCACGUAUUGAAGGCGUCCCCGGUGUCUGCCGUUUGACUUGCGACGGCACUCCCAGUUUCCCGUGUCCCAUUGGCCAGACUUGCACCGUUUCGAUGGACGUUUCCGUCUGCGUCGAAUUCUGUCCGCCAGACGGGAACCCUCCCUGUGAUCGUGUUGCUUGUAGCGUUCUCCAGUUUUGUACACGGAACUGGUGUAGAACUCAGGGUGCGUUGCUGGAUCCCACACUUUGUGUGCCACCGUUUGACCAACACGAAGAAGAGUUCUUUUGCAUCGCCUAAUCGAUAGGAACGUAGC
Molecule: messenger RNA, 1610 nt
Organism: Toxoplasma gondii ME49
Lineage: Eukaryota; Apicomplexa; Conoidasida; Eucoccidiorida; Sarcocystidae
Exons: 2
Coding region: 41-1594 (517 amino acids)
Source: RefSeq, a predicted model, not a curated record